UAUGUUUCAUUAAAAAUGCCUUUUGUGAAGUGGAAUUAGUCAUGUAAGUUCAUGCGGAUGGAAGUAAAAACCAUGUGAAGUGGGUGCAGGAUGAGCUUUUGUGACAAAGCUGCCGCCCUCGUUUGCGUAAUUAUCAGGCCGGACUCAUCAUGGCAGCACGGGCAGAGAGAGGCGGGUUCGAGGAGGUCAGCAUUCACAGACAAUAUCUCGCCCACAGGUCCAGAGUACGUCAUGGAUGCCUCACCAACAAUAUGUUAUGCAACCAACUGGUGCUGUGAUCACACCCGCCAUGGAACACACCAUGUCCAUGCAGCCGGCCAGCCUGAUUGGGCCCCUGACCCAGCAGAUGAACCACCUCUCUCUGGGCACUACAGGAACUUACAUGACCGCUGCGGCCGCAGCUGCACCUAUGCAAGGGACGUACAUUCCCCAGUACACUCCUGUGCCUCCUUCCGCCGUCCCAGUCGAAGGAGUGGUGGCGGAUGCCUCGCCCCAGACGGUGGCCCCCUCCUCGCAGGACGCUGGCGGUACACAGCCCCCACUGCAGGUGGAGAACGCCACUGAUCACGCGUCCGUCUACUCCUACCAACAGUCGAAAUAACACGGGACAGAGGGGCAUUACCUGGGACUGCAUUGCCUUGAGUUGGGGGGAGGGGGUGCUGGGGAGGGCUGCACUGAGACUGAGGCUGCACAGCCCCCAAAAGGACACUUCUUCAUUUUCCACGGGGUCCCGCCAAGGAGGUUUGUGACGGGCAGAGCCGUGAGCUGCAGUCUAGUAGCCUGAAAGCCUCAAAAAGGCUGAAUUUUUUUCUUCACAAAAUUUCCUGAAUAAAAAAUAGAAAAUAUUAAAAAAAAAAAAAAAAAAACGUGCUGGUAGGUCUCAGAGGCGGUGAGGUUUUUUAAAUUAGGAGAGGAAGCCAGUUUGAGAAAAGUUGUCUUCCUCUGAUAUUAAACUACUCUUCCUUUUCAUUUUUUUAUUACUUGUGUUAAACUUUAGUUUUCUAGAGAACUUUAGCUACGUUUUUUUUCUUGAAUCUUUAUUGCCUUAAUUUCAAGGACGUCAGAGACUUUUCCAGAAGCGAUCAGUCACACGUCUUGUUAAAAAAAAAAAAAAAUCUAAUGAAUGAAAGUCGCUUGGACCAAUUGAAUGGUACAAGAUAUUAAACAGAGAUGAGCUGAGAAGAGAGAGAUUGAAAAAAAAUAUUGAAUAAGCUGUACAGAUUUAAUAGAGAAGAUGUUUCUUUGUUAGAAGUGAACUUUAUUCAUCAGUGGCAACCAGGAAGCUUAUCGUGGGGCGGGAGGGAGGGGGGGUGGGGAACGAAACGGCCAUCUUGGAAAAGGGGACUCAGAGAUUUCCAGAACAAGGAACAGUUGCAGCGUCGGCAGAAUUUGGCCUCUGUUGCAAAGCGUGCAGAACAUGUUUCUUCUUUUUUAUGUUUGUUUUUAUUUCAUUUAAUGCGGCAGAAUUGCUAUUGACGGCAUUAGUGCUUUUUACCCGCAGCCUUUUUUAAGAGCUAUAUGAUGUUUUUAGCCUGUGUUGCUUGUCACAUUGCAAAAAAAAAAGAAAAAAAAAAAACUUAUGAAAAUAAAUAAAAGCUAAAGGAAUUGAAAAAAGCUAAA
This is a messenger RNA of Paramormyrops kingsleyae, 1620 nucleotides long. The record is from RefSeq and is a predicted model, not a curated record. NCBI's taxonomy places the organism in Eukaryota, Metazoa, Chordata, Actinopteri, Osteoglossiformes, Mormyridae.